AUGAAAAUGGUUAUUUAUGGAGUUUAUAUUGUUAGCAAAUCUGGUGGACUGAUAUAUAACUAUGAUCACAAUAUUCCGAAAGUAGAAACUGAAAAAACAUUUGGAUAUCCAUUAGAUAUUAAAUUAGAAUACGAAAAUAAGAAAGUUGUUGUUGUUUUUGGACAGAGAGAUGGAAUAAAUGUUAGUCAUGUGUUGCUGACUGUUAAUGGAUCUCCUGUAAAUGGCCGGACCACGGAAGACGGCAGAGAUGUUUUUGAAGUUAUAGAACAAAAAGAAAACUAUCCCCUUAGCCUAAAAUUUGGACGACCCAGAGCUACGACGAACGAGAAGAUCGUGCUCGCCAGUAUGUUCUAUCCACUGUUUGCUCUGGCCAGUCAGCUGAGUCCUGUUCCCAAAUCUUCAGGAAUUGAAACUCUGACAGCCGAUACAUUCAAACUUUCCUGUUUUCAAACACUAACAGGAGUGAAGUUCAUAGUAGUGACGGAUCCUAACAUGCAGGGUGCGGACAUCGUUCUUAAGAGGAUCUAUGAGUUGUACUCGGAUUACGCUCUCAAGAACCCCUUCUACUCCCUGGAGAUGCCCAUCAGGUGUGAACUGUUUGACACCUCGCUUCAUACUCUGUUAGAACUGGUGGAGAAAUCUGGAACAUCUAAUUUAUAA
Messenger RNA from Danaus chrysippus (African queen), 660 nucleotides. The record is from the annotation of a GenBank genome assembly. NCBI's taxonomy places the organism in Eukaryota, Metazoa, Arthropoda, Insecta, Lepidoptera, Nymphalidae.